CAGGUUCAUCUUCAAAGAAGACGAUCACUGGUUUAGUCGCCAGACCAGGUUUGAGUGCGACGCGAACUCCGAUUUCGUGUAGCACCUCUUGCUCUUCUCUUGCGCAACCGAAGCAAAACAUGAUGAACAAGACGGUGCCACCUCCAUCUAUUCAAGGCGCCAUGCGUGUCGACUCGCAGAACAACAUCGUAUUUGAGGAAGACGAUUAUCGUAUUCGUCCUAAUUAUAGGCAGUCCAGUGUCAAAACGAUGAACAUGAACG
Amoebophrya sp. A25 is the source of this 261-nucleotide messenger RNA. NCBI's taxonomy places the organism in Eukaryota, Dinophyceae, Syndiniales, Amoebophryaceae. The record is from the annotation of a GenBank genome assembly.